UCACCCACAGAGAGGAACUGUGGUUCAAACCCAUGGUUCUCCUCCACAGCAAGAACCUAUCCACCUUAUCUGGCUCUCCUCCUCUGCCUGACUGAAUCUUCUCUCAGAUGAUCCAUCACCUGCAGCUGAUCUUUUUAGCCACACUGCAGCCACAACAUGAGCAUACGGAAACUGAGUUUCAAGUGGUUCGGAAGCCUCACCAACCUCUCCUUUCGCCGCUCCAGUGAGAAAUCUGACUCCAAGUCGAAGUCUGGGUGUGUGCCUGGAGAUGGCAGUGACUGUGCUACUGUCUCCACUAAGAUUCUGGCUCCAGUUGCUGAAACGACAGUGGACGACCUGGAUGCCAUGCGUCCUCGCACGUCCAGCUACGUCCGCUCCAGUGAGAGCUACACGCAUGUAGGUACGCUGCCACGGCUACUGAUGAAGAGGAGGGACAAGAGUCAAAAAGGAGGCUCCAGCAGCAAUAAGAAGAGCAAAGACAAGAGCAACCUCAGCAGAAGUCAAAGCCAGAGACCUGCAGGGGACCGUGACCCCCUGAGAAUCACAGCCGUCUCAUUCAAAGUGGCCCAGGAUGAAGCUGAAGUUGAAGCUGACUCUGGGCUCACCCAGGACUCCCUCACUGAUGACAAGACGCAGCUCAAACCUACAGGUGAUACCAAUGACACAAACACCCAAAGCGUCACCUCCGGACCCACGGAUGUGCCGCCAUCUGGUGGCUCAAGUGCUACACUUCAACCAGAGGCUUGUGACGAGCAAGAAAUCACCCAGGCAGGUGGGGACUUGAACCCUGAAGAGACUUCGUCACCUCCACUCAGCCAAGGGAACGAUCAGACCAAGACUCAUGAGGAUGUUGGGUUAGAGCCCGGGGUUGUGUCUAAAACAGUGGAGGUGGCAGAGAGCAGUGGACUCACUGAAGGAGCAGAUAAAGGAAACCAAAAGUCUGAGAGCAUUUACUGCCACAUGGAGCCAGCAGAGAGCCAGGCUGAAUAUGUCCAGUUCUCCAAGGAGAAGUACCUGCUGGAGUCUCCCCCUGAGAAACUUCGUAAGGAGCUGGAGGAGGAGCUGAAACUGAGCCCUGCUGACAUCAGGAGCCAUGGCUGGUACCAUGGACACAUACCCAGAGAGGUGUCAGAGACUCUGGUUGUGCGUAAUGGAGAUUUCCUGGUGCGUGACUCUCUGACCAGCGUCGGUGACUAUGUUCUGACCUGUCGGUGGAAUAAUGAGGUGCUGCACUUCAAGAUUAGCAAAGUCUUGGUCAAAUCCAAUGAGACCAAGGUGCAGUACAUGUUGGAGACAGACAAUUUCGACUCAGUCCAGGAGCUUGUGCGGUUCUACAUAGGCCAGCGCAAACCAGUCUCCCAGUCCAGCGGUGUCCACAUCUACUGUCCAGUCAGCAGGACUCUCCCUCUGCGCUACCUGGAGGCCACCUUCGCGCUGUCCAACAGCAAGCAAGGCUCUGCAUACUCACCGUCCAGUCAGAGGGGAGCGUACAUCAAGAGGAGGAGCGUCACCAUGACUGAUGGGCUGACGACAGAGAAGAUGAUACCUCACAGCCCAUCAACAAUCCACCACCACAAAGACGCAAUGCGGAACUGUGCAAUGAGCAUGGACCAGAUUCAGGAGUUUCGCUGUCCCUUGUCACCUGUUGGGGAGACCCCACUGUCUCCUGCGUAUAGUGCUAUCACCAGGCAGAGAGCCCACUCGAGCGGGCGGGUCCUGGCCGUCGUCCCACCCUCCCCCGUGAUGCGCCGUUCCAGCGACCCACAGCUCAGCCCCUCAGCCAGUAACAACCCUCCAGAGCAUCCCGCGCAUACCUCUCACUCGGCGCACUCCUCCCCUGCCCAUCAUCCCACCUACCAGUCACAUUCUUCAGAAACAGCAGGGAGCUACUGUGACCUCAGACCUUGCCCCGCCGGACCCCCCAAGCCCCCGGCUAAGAGCUACGUGGAGCGGUUGCGAGUCGAGGAAGGGAGGGAGGAGGGAGCGAGGGAGGAAGGAGAAGGGAUGUUCUGCGCCCCACAGGUGGAAACGACAUCCUCAUUCAGACCAUCCAGGUACGAGUCUUGCCUUAUGCCGGCUGAGAAUAAGCCUCUGGAGAUGUCCGUGCUGAAGAGAGUCAAAGAAUUGCUGGCUGAGGUGGAUGCAAGGACCGCGGCUAAACACAUCACCAUGGUGGACUGCACGGUGGCUAGAAUAUUGGGCGUCUCCUCAGAGACGCAAAGGAUGAUGGGAGUGUCCUCAGGGCUGGAGUUACUGACACUUCCACAUGGACACCAGCUGAGACUUGACCUACUGGAGAGGUUCUACACCAUGUCUAUCAUGAUGGCGGUGGACCUGCUGGGCUGUACAGGAAGCACGGAGGAGAGGGCGGCCCUGCUCCAUAAGACCAUCCAGUUAGCAGCCGAGUUGAAGAGCAACCUGGGCAACAUGUUCGGCUUUGCGGCUGUGAUGAGAGCCCUGGAGCUGCCACAGAUUUCCCGGCUGGAGCAGACGUGGGUGACAUUACGGCAGAGACAUACAGAGGGCGCUAUUUUAUAUGAGAAGAAACUCAAACCUUUCAUGAAGAAUAUGAACGAUGGCAAAGAGUCUAGUGUUCUGUCCAACACCUCCUUCCCCCACAUCAUUCCCGUCCUGUCCCUGCUGGAGCGAGGCGUGGCUCUCGGGGAGGCGCUGGAGCCGUGGGAGAGCGCAGAGGUCGGAGUAGACGUGGUCAUGUACCACCUAGAGGCAGCCCGUACCAUCGCACAUCACGGGGGAAUCUACAGAACCAACUCUGAGACCAAACUGCAGGGAUUACAGGAGCGAGCAGAAAUCCACGAGAUCUUCCAGACGGAGUUUCAGAUGCGUCUCCUGUGGGGCAGCCGCGGCUCUGAGGGCAGCCAAUCAGAGCGUUACGAGAAGUUCGACAAAGUUCUCACAGCCCUAUCACACAAGCUAGAGCCUCCUGUGCGCCACAGUGAGCUAUAGCACCUGCUCAGAAAACCCGCCAUCGACAAAAAAAAACAAAACAAAAAAAAGCAACCCCCCCCCCCCCCCCCCCCAUCUGCACUCACCACUCAUAGUGGUAUGGUCUUGUUUUGCAUCGCAGAGGAUGAUGUGGAAGAGUCCAAUAUGAACACUGGGAGGGGUGAGAGUGACUGAAGAGGCAGCUAAAAGAGCAUGUGCAUUGAGCACUAGGAAUACAGAAAAGAGAAACAUGUGUUGCACUGACUGUGGACUCCAAAUAAGGCAUGGGGUUCCUCCUGUUCCUCCCUGUGGACUUUCUCACUUAGCGCUAAAAUAUUUAAAUGGCAACAAAGAGGAGACAAGCUAAGUAGUAAAGAAUACGGGGGGGGGGGGUGGCCCGCUCCUCUGCUCGGUACAAACAGUAACAUGUGUACAGUGUGCCCCCCGCGGCCAAACAGAGCUGCAGAGUUUGGCUUUGCUCCAAUAAAACACAGACACGCUCUUGUUUCAAACAACCGCUGUCACACACUGUAGCAGAAAUGACAACAAUAACUUACAUAGCUCAUACAGUAUAUAGAUGUUUAGUCUGUGUGACUGAGUGAGUGUGUGUCUGUAUGUAUGUUUACAUUCCUUCAUUUUUUUUUUACGUGUCAUUAAUGUUUCAUGAUUUUUUUUAUUUUAUUUUUUUGUCUUUAUUUAUUUGUUAUGAUCAAAGGAUAUCAGAACAUUAUGGACAUUGCUUCACCAAAGUCACAAGAAUCUUUCAGUGCUCAUUCUGAGGAAACUAUGUUCAUAAAACCUCAUUAAAUAUGUAUCAAGCGGACCCAUUGAAUCCCAUUAAAAAUGUAUCAGGCAUGCAUUAAUAAAUGUAUCAGAAAUGAAACAUUUGCAAAAGUAAUGCUGCAACUUCAGUAAGAGGGCUUUGCGAGAAGUUAAAAACAUUAAGAGGACAAAGCAAACCUCCCUCUGCUGUACCUGUUUGACUAAUACAUUUGAUAUUGUGUGUCUCGUGCACAACAUGUAGCUAAACACAAGCAUUUAGAGACGGGGGGAAAAAAAUGGGGUGUGCACUCCUUAAAUCUAGUUAAAGCAAUUUUUCACUUAGUGUAGAAACAUUUAUGAACACGCUUCACGACUCAUGACUCUAGCUUCAGUAGUCUGGAGCUGCAGGUUAUACAUUUACAGAAAAAAUUUAAAUGCUUUAUCCAUGCAGCUAUAAAUGUUGCACCAAGUAAAAUGUUGCUUUAAACUAAUAAUUUGAACAUAAAGAUGAGUCUUAAAUUGAGAAGUAUACAGGUGAUUCAGUGAAGAUAUUUCAUGUCUGUGGAUAAUCUUUAAUGAUACUCAACAGAUGGAGAAAUUCUGACAUCUUUCAUCUUUUUUUACAUUUUUUUUAUUUCAGUUUGAAAUUUUAAAUGAAAAAAGAAGUUCCAUCAGUUAAGGAUGUGUAGAUCACAGCCCUGCUACAGAGAAUGGUUUUUGGUUGUAUGUUUUCUAUUUGUGUUUUGACAGUAGACUUAAAAUAAUCUGAAUCGUUUUAUUGCAAUGGGAUUACAUUUUUGGUUGACUGUCCAGUUUUAAAUCAAUGCUGUAUUUACAGUAUGUGGGCCUGAGAGGGCUGGAGCCAACUCUCAGGACUAUGCAAUCAUUUCAACCAAGGGCUGAGACCCUGAAAAUAAAAAUAAAAGAUUAAGACUUAGAAAUGUUAGUCAGUCAGUCAGUCCCCCCCCAUCCCCCUACUUCACUUUCUUUUUGAAAUGUCUAUGCUUUUAUUUCUAACCUUUUCUUAUCCAAUCUGAUGAUCUAUAUAUGAAUGAAAGUCAUAUCAGAUAUUGGUCAAAUAGUUCUAAACAAAUAUCAUUCUACUCUAGAGUAUCAGAGAUCCUUAAAGCGAUGUUUGAUCGUCCCACUUUCUAGCCUGAACCAUGCUUGGGGUGAGCUGAACAGAUCAGAGUUCAUGAGGUGAGGAGUGAUGUGCCAGUUCCCUCUGUUGUCCAACAGGGGGUGGUCUUUAGUCAGCAAAAAACACUGAAUCAUCAAUUGUAAUACAAUAACGACAGGAAGACACACACACACACACACACACACACAACACACACACACACACACACACACACACACACACAAACAAGAAAAAACAUUUGUUGUGUGUGUUCUGAGACCAAGAGGAUGCCUGCUGGUUUAGGUUUGAUAUCUGCUAACUCUGAUGAUCACACGGUGGCGACGAUGUAAUGUUUUUAUUUGUCCUCUGUUGAAUGCUGUACAGGAAUGCUCUGACAGUGUGUGGAUUCUCCUGUUAUGUGUAACAGGACUGUAUGAGAUGAACUUAAAAAGCAAAAAGACAAGAAAUGAUUUAGGUCCGAUCUCAUGUUUUUUUUACGUACUGUACAUAGCAAUUCACUUUUUUUUGUUUUUUUUUCAAAUAAAAUGAUUUGCUCGUCUCAA
Molecule: messenger RNA, 5391 nt
Organism: Seriola aureovittata
Lineage: Eukaryota; Metazoa; Chordata; Actinopteri; Carangiformes; Carangidae
Gene: sh2d3ca
Product: SH2 domain containing 3Ca
Exons: 15
Coding region: 157-2967 (936 amino acids)
Biological process (GO): small GTPase-mediated signal transduction; positive regulation of peptidyl-serine phosphorylation
Molecular function (GO): guanyl-nucleotide exchange factor activity; phosphotyrosine residue binding
Source: RefSeq, a predicted model, not a curated record